Cucumis melo (muskmelon) is the source of this 1324-nucleotide messenger RNA. RefSeq lists its product as uncharacterized. Lineage: Eukaryota; Viridiplantae; Streptophyta; Magnoliopsida; Cucurbitales; Cucurbitaceae. The transcript has 6 exons. Gene Ontology annotation, molecular function: S-adenosylmethionine-dependent methyltransferase activity. The record is from RefSeq and is a predicted model, not a curated record. Bases 74 to 1015 code for a protein of 313 amino acids.
UAUCAAACAUCAAAUAUCUCUAGGCCGUAUCAGCCACCAAAAAUGAUAAAACAAAACAACAAAUUCAAGCAACAUGAUCCUUUACGCUUCUCCACCAAGUUCAGCCAUCUUCUCCAUAAGCAAUGCUUCUCAACAAGCCAAACCCAGAUCAUCAUCCACCAACUGCGCGCACCAGAGCAUUCCGGAAGCGCCACCGUUCUCACGUUUGUUUUGCCACAACCAUUCUUGCCUAUGCGGAAGAAGGCGUUUCAUUGAAGCAGCAACAGCCACAUCUCUGUUCCCUCUAUGCCCUUCAAUGGCUUCUUCUAAUUCAUCCUCUGAUUACGUUGUGAGGAUCUUCUUUCGAACCAGACCGAUGGGGGUUCGUCCUCCUAAGCCAGAUUGGUACGAGGAUUUUUAUGCGUCAGUUCUGGCUAAUGGCAUGAAAUCGUAUGAAGAAGAGAUUGCAGUUUACAAGUCCCAGAUGUUUGCCAAUUUGAGAGGGAAGUCUCAGAAAGUGUUGGAGAUUGGAAUUGGUGCAGGUCCUAACCUUAAGUAUUACGCUGGGAAUGAAGGUAUGGAGGUUUAUGGUGUGGAUCCAAAUCAAAAAAUGGAAAAAUAUGCUCGGGAAGCAGCAAAGAAUGCUGGUUUGCCACCUGAGAGUUUUGAGUUUAAACAAGCAGUUGGUGAGGCUAUACCGUUGCCUGAUGCUUCUGUCGAUGCUGUUGUUGGAACACUUGUAUUGUGUUCUGUGACCGAUGUUGACAUGACUCUAAGGGAGGUGAAGAGGGUUCUUAGGCCUGGUGGAUUAUACAUAUUUGUCGAACAUGUUGCUGCAAAAGAAGGAACUGCACUUCGAUUUAUACAGGACGUGCUUGAUCCUCUACAACAAAUUGUUGCUGAUGGAUGUCACCUUACUCGCCGGACAGGGCAGAAUAUAAUUCAAACAGGGUUUUCAAAUGUUGAUCUGAACAUAACUUCCUUCUCUGACGCCGCCUUCAUAAAUCCUCAAGUCUACGGAGUUGCUUAUAGAUAACCAGAAACAGAAGCUUACAUUUUCAUUCAGUAUACUCUCAUGUUUGUAGGGAAAACGUAUAAAUCAACCAUGGGCUUGAAUAUUCCUCUAAUUAUAUUGUACCAUAACGAAGGAUGAUUGAUUACUCCUUCUCAAGGAUUUUUUUGUCAGUGGCAGAGCCUUUGGCUAUUAGUUUGCUGAUUCAUUUUUUUUUGUCAGUGGCAGAGCCUUUGACUGUUAGUUUGCUGAUUCAUGAAAUUUGUUAUAGAGUCAAACUCUGAGGAAAACGACUAUUCAAAUUGGCAAUACAAGAAAUUACUUUUUCAGCUC